UCAAUUGUACAAAUCUGAAAAUAACAACUCAAAUUUUUUAUUUGUGGACUGUUGGAGAUUGCUAAAGGUUGAGCCGAAAUGGAAUACAAUGUACCAAACAACAUGUGGUAAGAGAACAAAGGUGUCAGAAUUAGGGGCAUUUACUUCAUCUUCUAAUGCAGACAUCAGUGACGAUGAAGUACGUGAAGUGCGCCCUACUGGCCAAAAGGCAACAAAGAGAAAAGGAAAGGAAAAAAAAGACACACAUGCUAGAUUUAUAGAGAUUAAUGCAUGGAAAGGACAAUUCACGCGAGAUGAUCACGGCAGGCCAACAAUCAUGCUCGAAGCAGUUGCAUCACAAGAUCUCUGGAUAUGGCAUGCAUUUUUUGGUGUUCCGGGAUCCAAUAAUGAUCUGAACGUGUUAAAUCAAUCCCCAUUAUUCACUGAAAUCUUACAAGGGCAAGCACCUCAAGGAGAGAAAAGAAAAUUAUUUGCUCAAUGCCAAGAAGCAGUACGUAAAGAUGUUGAGCGAGCAUUUGGAGUACUUCAAUUUCGUUUUGCUAUUGUACGAGGACCAACACGUUUUUGGCAAAGAGAUGUUCUCAAAGAUAUUAUGUAUGCAUGUAUCAUAUUGCACAAUAUUAUUGUCGAGGAUGAAAGAGAUGCAUAUGAGAGUUUGGUUGAUUUUAAUUAUGAUAACGGCCCUACAGACACCCCAACAGUUGAAGUAUUGCAUGGACCUAUUUCCGACUUCCCGACAAUGCUGCAAAGAAAUGCUGAAAUUCGUGAUAGAAAUAUUCAUCGCAAUCUUCAAGCACACUUGGUGGAACACAUAUGGUCAAAAUUUGGAAAUCAUUUUAAUUAGUUUUUUUUUUAAUUAUGUUAGA
Molecule: messenger RNA, 866 nt
Organism: Humulus lupulus (European hop)
Lineage: Eukaryota; Viridiplantae; Streptophyta; Magnoliopsida; Rosales; Cannabaceae
Exons: 3
Coding region: 89-844 (251 amino acids)
Source: RefSeq, a predicted model, not a curated record